Messenger RNA from Aspergillus saccharolyticus JOP 1030-1, 1536 nucleotides. Its product is annotated as CCR4-NOT core DEDD family RNase subunit POP2. NCBI's taxonomy places the organism in Eukaryota, Fungi, Ascomycota, Eurotiomycetes, Eurotiales, Aspergillaceae. The record is from RefSeq and is a predicted model, not a curated record. The transcript has 2 exons. Gene Ontology annotation, molecular function: poly(A)-specific ribonuclease activity; nucleic acid binding. Gene Ontology annotation, cellular component: CCR4-NOT core complex; P-body; CCR4-NOT complex. Bases 1 to 1536 code for a protein of 511 amino acids.
AUGCCACCUCCUGUCGGCAGAUACGGGCCUGCUGGCCUCGGCGCUUCAUCAUAUACCCACUUACAGCAGGCCCAUCUUCAACAACAACACCAGCAAGCCGCCGCCGUCGCCGCGCAACAACAGCAACAGCAGCAGCAGCAACAACAACAACAACAACAUCAUCCCGCCCAUGCCCAGUCCGCCAACGCCGCCCUUCCGCCGCCCUCCCUCGGCGGUCACCCCGGUUUCGCCGCCGGGAUCCCAAACACCAACAUCAACCCAUUCACCCUGUCCGGCUCCGGCAUUGCAAACGGCAUCUCCGUGGCAGCUCUGGCGGGAGGCGCUGCGGAUGCAGGCGGCACGGGGCUCGCCAGCCAUGCCGCUCAGAUGGGAUUCGCCCGGGGCGCGCAGAUGCAACAACAGCAAUUACAUCAGGCUCAUGACGGCCGGCUGGCGCUCGAGUCCAAGGCCGCCGGCGCUGUGAAGACUCGGAUUCGUGACGUCUGGAGUCACAACCUGGCUCAGGAGAUGGCGAUCUUGCGGCAGUUUGUGGAGAAAUACCCGUACAUCAGCAUGGACACCGAGUUUCCUGGCAUUGUCGCACGUCCGAUCGGAGCGUUCACAAACAAAGCAGACUACCACUACCAAACCCUCCGGUGUAACGUCGACCUUCUCAAAAUGAUCCAACUCGGCAUCACCCUGUUUUCGGCCGAGGGCGAGGUCCCGCCCCCCAACGCCACCGACACCAAUGGCCAGCCCCUCGGCAACAGCCUCGUUCCCGCCCCUUGCACAUGGCAGUUCAACUUCCGGUUCUCGUUGGAGGAGGAUAUGUACGCGCAGGAGUCGACGGCGAUGCUGGCCAAGGCGGGGAUUGACUUUACGAUGCACGAGAAGAACGGCAUCGAUCCGUUCGAGUUCGGCGCGCUCCUGAUCAGCUCGGGGCUGGUCCUGCUGGACGACGUGCACUGGGUCUCGUUCCACUCCGGCUACGAUUUCGGCUACCUGAUGAAGAUCAUGCUCUGCAAGCCGCUACCGGAGAAUGAGGAGGAGUUCCACAAGCUGCUGAACAUCUUCUUCCCCUCGCUCUACGAUAUUAAGUACCUGAUGAAGCACGCCGGGCGCAACCAGGCGGUGAACGACACCCCGCUCACGCAGGCCGCGGCGCAGAUUCUCACCAACUUGGGCCAAAAGUCGGGUCUGCAGGACAUUGCAGACGAGCUGGGCGUCAAGCGGGUGGGAAUUGCCCACCAGGCCGGAUCGGACUCCCUCGUCACCGGCGAGAUCUACUGGAAGAUGCGCCAGCUCGUCUUUGGCGGCACCAUCGACGACUCGAAAUACUCCGGGCAAAUCUGGGGCCUGAACGGCCAGAUGCCAGCACUGCUGUACCACAUGCAACCGCACCAAACCCCGAAUCUCAAUGGAGCCACCAUCUACUCGGCCACUGGUACCCCCAGCACCCCUAACGCUGGUCACAUCGGCGGUAGUCAAACGCCUCAUACCUUGACUCCCGGUGGUACGGGCGGCGUACUGGCCCAAUUCCAAGCGGCCAAAUCCUGA